AUGAAUUUUUUAUUAAAGGUAGCCACAGACUGUGGGGAGUUUGAUGAAGCCAUUCGGGCGUAUCAUCGCCUGAUAGAUCUUAAAGAAAAAUGGACCGAUGUAGAGGUCCUGGCAGUUCUAGUGAAGGGUGUUACAGGGGAAUACAGGGAUCCUCAGGGGAAUCCUACCAGUCAGUAUAAAACCAGGUUACUGGAACUGUUUGGUAGAAUUACAGCCAAAGUGCCAAGUAAUGGGGAGAUAUGGAGGUUGUAUGCUGAGCUGACAAACAGUUUGGAGACCCAGACUCCUGAAACACAACAAAAGGUUUUGCAGUAUCUUCAGAAAUCACAAAGAUGUCUGACACAGGAAGUAAACUGGGAGAAGUCAUUAGACAAAUGUAUGAGUGUUGGGGAGCAGUCAUUGGAACUAGCUGAUUGUGAGUUUUUGAGAUGAGAGUAGUAUAAACUAAAGUGUACCCCCUGCGUGUUUGCUUGAGAUUAAAUA
This is a messenger RNA of Saccostrea cuccullata (small rock oyster), 483 nucleotides long. Its product is annotated as tetratricopeptide repeat protein 27-like. Lineage: Eukaryota; Metazoa; Mollusca; Bivalvia; Ostreida; Ostreidae. The transcript has 4 exons. The coding region runs from base 1 to 432 and encodes 143 amino acids. The record is from RefSeq and is a predicted model, not a curated record.